Molecule: messenger RNA, 1056 nt
Organism: Blepharisma stoltei
Lineage: Eukaryota; Ciliophora; Heterotrichea; Heterotrichida; Blepharismidae
Source: the annotation of a GenBank genome assembly
AUGGGAGACGAUGACAAAAAAGCAGAAAGGCGCAUAAUUGAGCCUCAGCCUAGUCUUGUUUACUAUUUACACUGCCGACCUUACAUAAACCAUUUCCACCGCCAGCUGCCUACAUUUGCAGAAGACUCUCCUCAGCUUUCAAUUUGCCGAAAUUUAGUAUGCUCAUUUAAGAAUAAAAAGCCAUCCCCAGUCUUUUCAGUUCAAUGGACAAAUCAUGGAAAGCGUGCCAUUAUAGGCUGUGACUCAGGGGAGUUUUUAUUGUGAAGCGGGAUCAAUUUUAAGUAUGAAAGCUUGAUCCAAGUCCACAGAUAUGGAGUUCGAGCAAUGAAAUGAACUAAAAAUUACCAUUUCAUGAUCUCAGGCGACAAUAAUGGCUAUAUCAUCGUCUCUAAAAACAACAUGAAAACUCUUAAAGAAGAACAAGGCCACGAAGAAGCUGUUAGAGACCUCUCCUUUUCUCCUGGAGACGGCACAAAAUUUGUAUCAUGCUCUGAUGACCGCCUUGGCAAAGUCUGAGACUUCGCCACUAUGAGAAUAGAAAGAGAACUCGCAGGGCACGGCUGGGAUGUGAAGUGCACAGACUGGCAUCCUUAUAAAUCUCUAAUAGCAACUGGCAGUAAAGAUAGCUUAGUCAAACUCUGAGACCCCAAAACAUCAGCCGAACUAUUCUCAGUUCAUGCUGGAAACAACGCAGUAACUAGAGUCAGAUGAAGCAUUAAUGGGAAUUAUUUAUUAACAGGCUCAAGGGACACAAUGGUGAAGCUUUACGACGUAAGAACUAUGAGAGAAAUGCAGGUCUUUAAAAGACACAGUAAAGAAGUCAGCAGUCUAGCUUGGCAUCCUUUUCAGCCUGACUUAUUUGUGACAGGCGGUUUUGAUGGGAGUUUAGGCUUUUGGAUCGUAGGAUAUGAUGAACCUGCCUGUUUUAUAGAAAAUGCACAUGCAGGGGUUAUAAGGGACACAGCUUGGCAUCCAUUAGGACAUUUGUUAGCGACUGGGAGUAAAGAUUGUUUUACAAGAUUUUGGAGCAGGACUUACACACCUAAUAUUAAUUAA